AUGAUGUCGGGCCAUAGCAGCAAGCACAGCAGAGGCGAAUCAGAAGAGGAAGAAACAGCAGAAUACAAGUCGUUGGGCGAUGUCUCCCCAAAAGCUCUUUGCAGAGCACUCACAGAGUGUCUGUUUCAUACUCAGCACAGAGCUCACGACCUGGCCUUGCGGCAGUUGCAGCUCGCCCAGGUCAACAUCAGUCUACCGAUGUCAGGCGUCGGCCCCGAGCCAGGACAGCUUGUUGCCCAAACGAUGCCAGCAUCAGAGUUUCGGCAUAUCAGCUUCGGAUCCACGCUUCUGCGCAUCGACUUGACAUCCAAAGCAAUGGGAGGUCAGGCCAAGCUCCUGGAGGAGGCCAAAGGAGAGGUGAACCGCCGCGCUUGCCUCCAUCGCCAGCUGCACAAGACGAAGUUCUGCACCUACUUCCUCAAGGGGGCCUGUCACUACGGCCCACAGUGUGCCUUCGCACACAGCUGCACCGAGCUCCAGGCCAUGCCGGAUCUUCGCAAGACCCGCAUGUGCAAGGCCUUCGCCGAGGGCAAGUGCACCGAUCCGAACUGUGCCUUUGCGCAUGGCGAGCAGGAGCUGGUCUCGACGGGUCUCUUCCAUAAGAUGUCGCUUUGCAAGUGGAACGAAAAGGGCAAAUGCCGAAACGGCAGUCAGUGCCGUUUUGCACACGGACUCGAGGAGCUCCGCGACAUGAAAAAGGCCAUGACGGCCACAGCAGCAGCCUUUGCUCCUCCGGACGUGCCUGCAAAAUCCAAGCCGAUCGAGAAGGCGGAGCCGAUGAAGGUGACCAGUGCGGGGGCCGGUUUGGAGCCGAUUGCCACCGUUGCCGCCUUGGCUGAGGCUGCUGCAGGCUCAUCUCUGACGACUCCUCCUGGGCUGCCGACCUUCAAGUCGUCUCAGCAGCGAACGAGGACAGCUCUGCGGGCCUCUGCCCAAGCCUGGCCUUACCAGGGCAAGUUCCAGACCGAUGGCGAUGAUUCCGUUCCGAUGAUCACGCCGGACAUGUUCGCGUUCUCGCAGGCUUUGGCCGCACAAGCUCUGGCGCCGGGCCCUAUGGAGCUUAGUCAUCUUUCGGUCAUGCUUGCUGAUAUGAGCAGUGCACACCAAUCUUUGGUGGUGUUAAAAUCUGCAGCUACUCAUAGCUGUUGA
Symbiodinium necroappetens is the source of this 1149-nucleotide messenger RNA. Lineage: Eukaryota; Dinophyceae; Suessiales; Symbiodiniaceae. The record is from the annotation of a GenBank genome assembly.